Messenger RNA from Marchantia polymorpha subsp. ruderalis, 1940 nucleotides. Lineage: Eukaryota; Viridiplantae; Streptophyta; Marchantiopsida; Marchantiales; Marchantiaceae. The record is from the annotation of a GenBank genome assembly.
CUGUCAUUUUGUAUCCAUUGUUAUAUAGUAUUUACAUUCAUAAAAAACGCCUUCCCAUGUUGCAUGUAUAUUGGUCAGAUGUAUCAAAACGAUAGAAUAUAUCACAUAUUCUAUCGCUGACAUAUUUUAUAUAUGUCAACGUGCCCUCGUUUUACUCCCUAUUGUUUCAUCCAUGUCUGACUUGAUCGGGUGUUCCUCAUCAAGCUCGUAUCUACUUAUUAUAGGGACCCGGCAGGCAACGUCGACCGAGCGCCAAAGAGCCUUCUUCGAAACUGAGUCCACGGCCACACUCCGGAGCAUGGGGAAGAAGUCAAAGCAAUUGACUUCUUCUCCACGAUUAGCAGAAUUGGCCAAUUUCUUCAACCCCUCCCGUUGACCCAAUCAGAUCUGGACGCCAGCACCAGCUUCUCGAGAAUUGCAAUUAACCAAAGCCAUCGAGCGGAUUCUCUGUGUAACACUUGCUCCGAGCUGUUCCAAAUACACAGAGACGUGAGUGGGAUCCGAUAGCACCCAUUCCCACUCCCAACUAGUUUUUAUCCCGCUCCAAGAAGAGUGGAAUUUUACAGUCUCCUCAAAUUUACGGAAAGCGCGUUCUGUCCAUGACUUCGUCGCUUAUACGCCCACUGCCACAGCACCGGAGACUCGGACAUCAAGAAACUUGAGCUAUGGGUCCAGACGUUUGCACCCUUGGCAGAAUGUUUGCUCGUUGACAGGUUGGGAUCUUCUGUCAGUGACAUUCCUCGUCGACCGAGUAUACGCUGUAUCGAGUUCCUGUACGUGACUAUACGAUUUUUGUCUACGGCUGAAAUCGAGGCCAAAUUCAUCCCGCAGGUGAUGCAGGAUCUGUGAAGAGGUUCAGAAAUGGUGGCAUCGAAGAUCUCCAGCACGGCGGUGAUGGCUGUGCUGAUCUUCGCUGAACUAUUGCACAGCGCUUCGGCUGUGACGCACACAGUGACUUGGACGUAUGCGGAAAACGCUACGCAGUUCGAUCAAUGGGCCAGCGCUCAGACCUUUCAAGUCGCUGAUAUCAUUCAUUUCGAUUACGACAGCAGCCACAAUGUUUUCGAAGUGACCAAAGCGGACGUGGAAAGCUGUAACUUGAACAAUCCAAUUGUGCAAUACAAGACGGUGGGUGCAAAUGUUACCUUGGUCAGAUCCGGGUACUUUGGCUUCAUCUGCGGCGUUCCAGGCCACUGCGACAGCGGAUUUAUGAAGAUGAAUGUGCAAGUUCUGGCUGCAAACUCCUCUUCCCCUCCAUCUGCCACUCCCUCUCCUUCUCCUUCUCCUUCUCCUUCCCCAUCUCCAACCUCUUCUUCUCCUGGACCAGGUCCCGUCUCUUCACCAACUGCUGCUCCUCCCAUCUCCGCACCAACUGAUUCUCCUCCUCCCUCGAUUUCUCUUUUACCUUCCGAUGCUUCCAGCCUGCGGUCCCGAGCAGUGAUGAUCGUCGGAGCUUUGGUGGCUGGCUGCACAGCUGUCUUUGCUUGAGCGGACAUAGACAUACAUAGUCUGACGACUAUUAUCAGCUUGUAGCUUGAAGUCUCUCAUUCAGCAAGAAGUUGCAACCCUGUCGCGCUAUCUGAAAGGAAUCUGUCGGACCAUAAAGAGAACAUUGCAAUAUCCUAAAUUGGAGAUGAUUUCUAGAAUUGCAAACUAGAGGUCAGUGUGGCAAAUAAAUCAGUUAAUGACUAUUCAGUGCCGCGCUUGUAAUCGGCGAGUUGCCUUUCUACCGACGCUGCUCGGUUUUAGUCGUACGUUGCAUUGGUUAUCUUGUGGGUGGCUUUAAAACAGGAGAAGAACUGGAGAAGGAUGACAACUAUCCAGACAUGCGAGGCAAAGCAUAGAGAGGUUGAUUUGCCAAGCCAAGCAGUACCAUCCAAUCACUGUUGAACGGCGUACUGACACAACAUGGAUUGAAGCUCUGAAAAUCUUAUCACCAA